AAAAAUAAUUAAUUUAAAGGAAAUUAAUUAAUUGCAUAAAUAUUCAAUAAACAGUUUAAAAGUGAUAUUUUAUAUAAAAGAAAAAUGGCAGAAAGGAUGAACAACAACACAGGAAAUAAAGGAAAUAACAAUAAUAAUAGCAAUACAAAUAGCAAUUAUGUUUAAAAUAAUAAUAAUAACAAAGAUGGAAAAUUUAACAGAUGGCAAGGAUAAUCUCAAGGAAAUAGCUAUAAUGAUAACAAAGAUUACACUCCAAAAGAAAAUAUUCCAAAAUAGCCUUACUAAUUGAGAAAUAAAUUUCAUUUAUCUUUCAUGAAUCCAAAUGAUAACAUUACCAAUUUAAACUACGAAAAAUCCAUUAUUCCUAUUGGAGAUAUUGAAACCAUAGAAGAUUAUUUUAAUUAUUAUUGUCAUAUUUAUAGACCAUAAGAUUUGUAAUCUGGAUCUUUUUAUCUUUUUCUAAAAGAUAUCUAACCAAUGUGGGAAGACUAAGCUAAUAAAGGUGGUGGUAGGUUCAACAUAAGAAUGAAAAAAGGAUUUGUAAAUAAGAUAUGGGAAGAUUUAAUUAUGGGUUUUUUAGGCGAGACUUGUGAAGAAAAAGAUUUACUUAAUGGAUUUGUUUUAUAAAUCAAGCAAGAAUAGGAUAUUAUAUAGCUGUGGAUAAAAGAUUCUUCAAAAUCAAAGCCUUCUGCUAAAUCAAAAAUAUAAACAUGGAUUGCUGAAACUAUUGGAUACGAUCCAGCUUUAGCCUCAUAAACUUUUAUUUACUAACCUCAUUAAAAGGAAACAAAAUCUCAUGCUGCCCAUAAAUCAUCAGCAAAUCCUGUUAGAAAAUCUUGA
Messenger RNA from Tetrahymena thermophila SB210, 840 nucleotides. RefSeq names its product eukaryotic translation initiation factor 4E. The transcript has a single exon. Gene Ontology annotation, cellular component: eukaryotic translation initiation factor 4F complex. Lineage: Eukaryota; Ciliophora; Oligohymenophorea; Hymenostomatida; Tetrahymenidae. Gene Ontology annotation, biological process: translational initiation. The record is from RefSeq and is a predicted model, not a curated record. Gene Ontology annotation, molecular function: RNA 7-methylguanosine cap binding; translation initiation factor activity.